Vollenhovia emeryi is the source of this 5795-nucleotide messenger RNA. Its product is annotated as thiamin pyrophosphokinase 1. Bases 231 to 1073 code for a protein of 280 amino acids. Gene Ontology annotation, biological process: thiamine metabolic process; thiamine diphosphate biosynthetic process. Gene Ontology annotation, molecular function: ATP binding; thiamine binding; thiamine diphosphokinase activity. The transcript is spliced from 6 exons. The record is from RefSeq and is a predicted model, not a curated record. NCBI's taxonomy places the organism in Eukaryota, Metazoa, Arthropoda, Insecta, Hymenoptera, Formicidae.
UGGAUUCGACUGGCGCGCUACUCGAAAGUUCUCGAAGACUCGCAAUAUUGGAGCUCAUUUCAUCUCGGUGGCACGUGUCUCCCGCGGAAGCAUCGGCCUCGGUCUUGGAACAUUCUCCGGGUUAACCAAGUUUCACGAGGGUCGUUAAAUCCGAGAGUCAAACCCCGGGCCUUCGCGGGGCCUCGCAAAUUGUCGGCGCGCAAUAGUCAAGUGCCACUUGUAACCGCGCAAUGGGACACGUCGCGUCGGACGACAUGGCGCAGCAGCAAGAACCGACGUCGGGUCGUACGUCGGCUGAUAGUACUGACUGGGAUCUCGACACGUUUCAGUACAGGAGUAGGUGCCAGUACGCGAUGGUCGUGCUGAAUCGUCCGGUGUGCUGGAGGGGCAGCAAGCUGCUUAAAUUGUGGCAGGGAGCUCAGCUCACAGUCACCGUGGAUGGUGGGACACACAGGUGGCUGGAGUACUUGAAGAAGCAGAAGCUGGACGUGUUCGACAAGGACGACCGAUAUCUGCCAGAUAUAAUAACGGGUGAUAUGGACAGCUGCGAGCCGUCCUUGAUUAAUAAAUUGAAGAAUUUGGGAACGUUGGUCAUGGAGACACCCGAUCAGGACAACACAGAUUAUACCAAAGCCUUGAUGCAGCUUGCGCACUACAUCAAAACAUACAGCAUAGAUAUAGAGGAGAUAUAUGUAGUGGUAGACACGUCUGGCCGGUUUGACCAUAUCAUCGGCAACAUCAAUACAUUGUACAAAGUUGACAAGCUCGGACUGGGAAACAUACGGGUGAAGCAUGUCGCGUGCGAUUCUUUGACGUGGAUGUUAAAACCUGGUUUGCACAGAAUACAUGUACCAGAGAUCCUGGUAAGAGAGAAAUCUUGGUGCGGACUAUUACCGUUUGGUUGUCCCGUCAAUUGCAUAUCAACUACCGGCUUGAAGUGGAAUUUAAAUAAUACAACUAUGCAAUACGGCGGAUUGAUAAGUACUUCCAAUACAUUCGAAAGUUGCGAAGUGACUGUGAAUACUGACACGUCGGUAAUUUGGACUAUGGGUAUAGAGUCUCUUAUAAAGUGAUAGAUAUUUUAUGAUAGACUUUCCCCCAAGAAUAAUGAAGCAUAAUAUUGGUCUACCAUGCAGAUAAUACAGCCGAUACAAAUUAUUAGACAUGGUCUUGGGCUAGACGUAUUAAAUAUUAACUCGAUCUAACGUACUUAAAACAUUUUUUAUUUGAAUAGGGAGUAAAUUAGAUUUACACAUGAACUUGAAGAUUAUGUUAAAUUCCAUUUAAAAUUUGUUUACUACUAACAUUUGGUGCUUUCCAUUUGCAGACAAGUUGACACAAGUAUCACGUUAUUCACUGACUGUUGAAAAACGAUAGACUUGACUCUUGUGUCGACUUGUGUCGCUAAAUGGAAAGCACCAAUUGGUACUAUCGCGAGACCGUUAUAAUGAUAUACGAUAAGAAUGAGAUAAAUCAGUUUUAUUUGCUGUACACAUGUGUCUUAUUAAAACAAUAGAGUAACAAAAUUUAGUACAAAAAAUUGAUUAUUUAAAUCGCGAUUCAAACCAAAUGUUAUCAGGUUGAUUAAUGCCGCUGUUAACGGUAUCAGAUUCCAUAUCAGACAUUAAUUCUUAAAUGUAAGUGCAUACAUAUUAGUCACAAUGUUGCUGCAAGACACAAAGAAAUAAUCUUGUAUUAGUUAUACUGUUAUUGAAUCUUGUAUGCAUUCCAGUGAACAACACUAGUUGAAAAGAGUACAAGAUAUAGUUUGUAACGCUGAGUUCCUCUUCUGUUUGCGUAUAUGAAACCAAAGCCAUGAUAGUCACAUGACAUUUUAAUACACGAGUGAUUGUACUAGUUUAAUUACAUAGUUUAUCGGUCCCGAAAAGGAUUGCAGAUACGUAGUGUACCAGACUUAUAUUUUUUAUUCAAAAAUUUUUAAUCAGCUUCUUACAAGCUGACACAUGUGCGUAGGAUAAGAGUUGAAAUUGAAUCUGAGACCUGCCGACCACUUUUAUGUGUAGUCAUGUAGUCUCUUAAUAAUUAUUGUAAAAAUAUACGUGAUUUAAGUUAGAAUUACAUACAGGGUGAGGCAAUAACUUUAUCCACCUCGAAUAUCUCCGCUAUUUUUAGAAAUAUAAAAAAUUGCAAUUACUAAUAUGCUAGCAAUAUUUUUUCAGUAAGUGGAGGCGUUUCGGAGAUUUUAAGGUCACUUCGCAGAUUUUAGUGUCAGUAGAUCUUUCAGAAAGUGAUAAGUUUAUAUUGGAUUAGCUCUCCUGCUGAAAAAAAAUUGCUAGCAUAUUAUGGCCCUCUUGAUAUCCUACAGCAAUCGUAUUUACAAUUUCUGGAUAUUUCUAAAAAUAGCGGAGAUAUUUGAGGUGGACUUAUUGCCUCACCCUGUAUAUACACACAGGGAAGUUAUUGUCUCACCCUGUGUAUACACACAGGGAAUUGUAUACACAGGGUGUCUCAUAAACUUUUUACUGAUAUUUUGAGUAAAUGCACUGUCUAUGCAGAUAAGUUUGUUUUGAAAACUUAAAAGAAAAAAACAUGAUACGUAAAACUCAAGUUGUCAAAUGACAUUUCUCUGCAUGAGAUUUAUUGCAAAUUUCAUCGCAUGUGCAGAUAAUAUAUUUGACAAGAACAUGAACAGAUUUAAUUCAAAUGUUAAUAGUUGUUUCGAAAGCAUUUCGGAACAGUUCUUCGAAAUGCGUUAUUAGAAUCUCCUAAAAUAAAACUCCAUUCGAUAUGUUAAAUAUCGACAUGUUAAAUAUCAAUUGGAAAAGUUGCUAGAUUCACAUAUAUGGAUUAUAAUAGAGAAUUUUUAAUAGGAAAUUUUCGUUACCUCUUGCGCUUUUCCGGAUAUAUUUUAAAUGGAAAGAGACACAUGUGAGAGCCAAUCAUGUUAGGUCGCGGGCGAAGCUGCGGGGCGUGCUAGUUUUAAAUAAAAAAAAACUAUGAUAGUCUGAGCAUUUUGAUAUAAGAAUUUACUCCGAAACGUUCUUACAGGACAUCCUGUAUAAAGAUAGUUAUCCCAGUAAACACAGUUAUGUAUCAGUUACGUUAAUGUUAUGUGAUAUAAAGAAAACAUGUAAUAUUGCAAAUAUGUUACAUGUAUGUUAGUUGUUAUUUCUGAGGCAGCUAUGGGGAGGAUUGCCUAGUCCCCAUAGCUGCCACAACGCAGGGGAGGCCACCGUAGUGAUUUUAGCGGGUUAACUUGGCGCCACAUAAAUCUUCCCCCGAAGACGUGGCUAUCCGAAGUGAUUUCCACCAUGUAAAAGAAGUUAUUUCUUACUUAUGGGUGUAACAUGUAAUAUAACGAUGAUGCAAUAUAACGUAAUAUUCCAUUAACGUAGCAUACACGUCUUUUUCAAUAUAACUAAUGUUACAUUGAAAUAACAAGUUACGUUAAAAUUUUUCUAAACAUAACAAUUGCUAAUUGUUACUUCUAUUAACGCUACAAACUGUGUUUACUGGGACAUGUGGAUGUCUGAUUGAAAAACGUUUCUCAUCUCUGCGUUGAUUUCCGAUUCUUACACUUGCUGCCGAUUUAUCUUGUAACGAAACGCAACGUUUGUCCAUAGGCAGCACAAAAGUCUAAGAAAUAUCGUGAAUGUAUAAACAAUAUUUUUUUAGACAAUUUAGACUUUUGUGUUGCCUGGAUGACUACGCGGUAUCUCUUAGGUCGCACGCAGUUUGUAUUGCUCUAACAGGUCCGUACAAAGCUAGGGCAUGAUGUAAGAAGCAUAAAACUCGAAUGUAUCUCGUUAAAUCUCUCUCGAAUGUCGCUAGGUAACACAACGAAGCGUGUUUAUCGCAAAUAUUUGGCACAGCGAGAGCGUCGAGCGUCGAAAUAGUAUCCUGAGCAGUACCUGCCGCUUUAUAGCCGCCCGCGCCCACUGGCUAUACUCGCGUGCGCUCUUAUAACAGCAGGUCGCCACCGCCACCGCUGCUGUCGGGGCUAGAAUCGGAGCGUGUACUUCGGCGAUCAGCUGUCGCGAAUGUUUACAUUCGUCGGCCGAGUGCCGGCUCGUGGUGGGGUCGCGGCCACCGUCCAGUUCCUUUCGGCCCGUCGCGUCGCGCGGUUCACGUAAUCGACGACCGCCUAUCGUGCCUUAUUGUCGUACUGUCGCGCGAUAUCGAGCAAAUGCCAGCGCGCACCUUUUCGUGCUUUUCGGAAUCGGGUAAGCUUGCAACCCGUCUGCGACGCGACCGGGAAAUCGCAUGUAUACGUAUAUAUAUAGAAAGAAAGAGAGGGACACGUGGCAAAAUAUCUCUGAAAAUAUUUAUACAGCGAGUAGAAAUGCUAAAGUAGCUGAUCCAAGCGUAUCCAAGUUAAUUCGUUGGUUAAAAGGAAUCAAUGUAUGGCUGGGCGAUUUUACAUCGAUUAUAAUGACAUUCUCUGAUAAUAAGUUUAUAUUGGAGUUUAUAAAACUGUUAUGCUAAUUAGGAUGUUUUUAUUAUUGUAUCGCUGCGUGAUAAUCUUAGCGUAUUUGUAACUGGAGUCGUAACAUUAACUUUGCACGCGUGUAUUCGUUCUUGACCGAGUUUGUUUCGCAGAUUAUGGACAGUCGGGUGUAAUGAUGUCGCUAUUUGAAUGUUCGAAUAAAGGGAUUGUCGUCGCAAGUGGCUUCGGCGGUUAGUACCGUUAAAUUGUAUCGCCGUUGUUACUGAAAGUUCAAGUUAUUAAUUGAUGUGAGAAAUUCUCGUGUGCUUCGUGCAGAAAAGAACUUGGUGAAUCACAAAAUUGAAAAGGAAGAUGUUACUACAAAGACGAAACUUCAACUCGAAUCUAUUUUUAUUACUCGUCUUCUUUUAAUGUCGACAUCUGCGACACAUCAUCUCUGGAUGUUUUUGAUCAAGAUACGAUGUUCCAUCUGUUUUUGUAGAACUGCGUAAAUGUUAGGAAAGAUUCUUGCUAAACUACUGUUUACGUUGCGAAUUUUUUCACAAAUCUUUGUGUAAAACGUACAUUUAAUCGAUCAUAUAAGAUCUACCUGUCGAUUACAACAGUUCUGCAAUAAUGUAACAAUGUCUGUGCAAUCUUCCAAAAGAAUUGGCAUAUUUUAAGGGUGUGCUGGAUAUGCAGUCCAGACAAAAGAGUUACCGCAAUUUCCAAUCGAUGAAACUCUAUAAUUUUGAGAGUUGAGGUGUACAUUAUAUGAGCCCAUAUCGUGCAGAGGACUUUAAUAAUUCAAACUAACACGAUAAACAUUAUAAGUGAACAAGAAACGAGAAAGCCUAUAAGGUUCAAGUAAGAUGUAGGCAGCCCAAUAAUUUUUAAUAUGUGAAUUCUUAUACAGUUUUUCCACCCGUACUGCGCGCUGGUUUCCGGACAUAUAACACAGUUUCGUUUAGAUGGAAUCAUUGUCGUCAGCAAAUUCACGUAUUUAAGUCGAACGAAUUUCUAAUUAUUUCAAACGCUACAUUUGGCAUACGAUACAAUAUUCCCCUCUCCAUACUGUAAAGAAAUCGUAUUGCGAAAAGUAUUAUCUCAGCCAAAAUAAUAAAUUAAUAUUUUUACAUAUUUUGUAGAUAGCAAAAGCCGUUUCCGGAAUUUUGCAUCGAUUUUCAGUUAAUAACUCGACAACGGGUUAGCGAAUCGAUAUAAAUUUUUACUUAAGAAAUUCGUUCACAAAGUUUCAAGAUGCUGUCAAUGUGUUCCUUAUAAUUUCGUUUAUACAAGAGAAUAUGCCGCUAUUUUACGAGAACUCGUGUAGAAGAUUAACUCGCGAAUCAGUCAGGGAAUCGGCUUUUACACACAUUCGGACAAUAAAUGAAAACGAUUUAGUACA